Messenger RNA from Daphnia pulicaria, 2170 nucleotides. It is a transcript of the gene pasilla, whose product is annotated as RNA-binding protein Pasilla-like. Gene Ontology annotation, molecular function: mRNA binding. Gene Ontology annotation, biological process: mRNA splicing, via spliceosome; regulation of alternative mRNA splicing, via spliceosome. The transcript is spliced from 5 exons. Lineage: Eukaryota; Metazoa; Arthropoda; Branchiopoda; Diplostraca; Daphniidae. Gene Ontology annotation, cellular component: nucleus; cytoplasm. The record is from RefSeq and is a predicted model, not a curated record. The coding region runs from base 104 to 1825 and encodes 573 amino acids.
AAGUGGAAAAAAAAUUCUUCCAGCUGAUCAGCCGAUUCGUGAUGGGAGCUGUGUUGAGUUAUUUCUCUUCGUAUGUUGCCGGGUGUUAAUAGUUCUUAAAAAUAUGGCCUCGACCGAAUCAGACACGCGGACAUCGCGAGAGGAUUCGAUUCGAAGCCCCAAAUUCGACGAUGAUGAUUCGCCCGAGCACUCGGAGAGGAAAAGGCCCCUCGAUGGAGACUCGGAUCUCAGUGAUAGGAAAAAAUCUCAUUUUACCGGAGAUGGGAGCAUUUAUCUGAAAGUCUUAGUACCAAGUGUGGCAGCUGGAGCAAUAAUUGGCAAAGGUGGUGAGACUAUUGCUCAAGUCCAAAAGGAAGUCAAUGCCAGAAUAAAAAUGUCAAAAGCGAAUGACUUCUAUCCAGGUACAACAGAGAGAGUCUGUUUAAUUAAAGGGACUACAGAGAGUGUUAUGUCCAUGCUAACAUUCAUCUGUGAGAAAAUAAGAGACAAGCCAGAUCCCAAUGCCAAGCCAGCCAUGGACUUUGACAGCAAGACUCCAGCUGAGAGAGACAAACAGGUCAAGAUUCUUGUGCCCAACAGUACAGCAGGAAUGAUCAUCGGUAAAGGAGGCAGUUUCAUCAAGCAAAUUAAGGAAGAGAGUGGAGCCUAUAUACAAAUUUCCCAAAAAGCCAAAGACCAGGCUUUACAAGAGAGGUGCAUCACUGUGAUUGGUGAUUCAGACUGCAAUAGGAAGGCAUGCUGCAUGAUUCUCUCGAAAAUUGCCGAAGAUCCUCAAAGCGGUUCCUGCCUCAACGUCAGCUAUGCGGAAGUGACGGGACCUGUAGCCAACUUCAACCCCACCGGAUCGCCUUACGCUCAUAAUGGCGGUGGCGGAGUUGGAGGCAAUGGGGGUGUCGGAGGUAACGGCAAUUCAGGCGGAUACUCUCCUGUCCACAACGGCAACAACGGAGCCUCACCUUACUUAAACAACAUGAGCGUUAACCUCAACAUUGGUGUGGGUCUUUCACAACCCAACCCCGCCAUGCUCAGCCAGCUCAUGGAUCACCUUCGUUCAUCCCUAAGAAACGCUGGGUACCCGGAACAGAGCCUAUCAGAGGUUGGCCAAGCCAUCAACACCUUGGCAAGUUAUGGCAUGAUUGGCAUGAACUUUAGUACUCAUGGCAAUUCGGCUGUGGAUAGCGUGGCCAACGUUGCCGGCAGCUGGAUUAAUCACAACGUGUCGGCAUCUGACGGUGGCCACGGUGUUCCAUCGAGUUCACCCGGUCCAUUUGGACCGAUCGGCUCGUCACCUCAUCGCUACAACGAAUCGUCUUUCGACCCUUUCCGAGGACGUGGCAGCUACCAAACUCCCCUGCCUUUGAAUAAUAACUCGUUUGGAUUGGGCUCGCCCCAUUCGCCGGUUGCUCAAGAUCGCACCAGCGACUCUAUCAAUACGUCACCAAGAGGCUCUGAAAACUCCAGGGCCGAGUUGCAAGUGGGUGAGCACAUAGUGGGUGCCAUUUUAGGUCCGGGCGGCAAGUCGUUGCUGGAAAUCCAGCAUUUCAGUGGGGCCAAUAUUCAAAUCUCCAAAAAAGGGAUUUAUGCGCCGGGGACGCGCAACCGAUGGGUGACCAUCAGCGGAACCCCAAAUGCCAUCAGCACCGCACAAUACCUCAUCGAGCAGCGGAUCAGCGAAGAAGAGGCCAAGCGGGCUCGCCACCACAGUAGCACGGCGCCAAUUCUAAAUCCGUCAUCAUCCAAUAGCUCCACAACCACCGCCGCCGUUCAAUCCAUCGUUCCAAUCAUCCCUCCACCGAGCGCCCUCCAUUCGGCCAUGCCUAUAUAGGUGACCAUUGAUGUGAACAUGCGCACCCUCGACUUAAAACUUGACACAUCUAUACCAAACCCCCUCCAAUCCCAAACUCCCCCCCCCCUCUCCUCAUUUUUCCCCUCUUUACAAAUUCAUCAUUAAAGUAGUAGAGAUUUUUAUUUCUUCACCUUUUUCCCUCUUCCCUAUCCCCAUAUUGAUCUGGACUUGUUACAAUUGAGUCUAGAUUCACCCGGAAGGAAAAAGUGGUUGUGCGCUGCUCAGGCUAAUCAUGCUGCCGUGAGCGGGAGGAGGAAGGAGGAGGUUUACGUCCUGACGAUUUCUUCCAAUGUACAGAGGGAAAAAAGCAAAAACAAAACAAAA